This is a messenger RNA of Laetiporus sulphureus 93-53, 1146 nucleotides long. RefSeq names its product Clavaminate synthase-like protein. Gene Ontology annotation, molecular function: dioxygenase activity. The transcript is spliced from 6 exons. Lineage: Eukaryota; Fungi; Basidiomycota; Agaricomycetes; Polyporales; Laetiporaceae. Bases 1 to 1146 code for a protein of 381 amino acids. The record is from RefSeq and is a predicted model, not a curated record.
AUGUCGUCUAUCGCUAUUCAGACUCAGACUACUUCUCCGGACUCCACCGGAGCACUUCGCCUCAAGCCCUGGAACAAGCCUCCGCCUAGCACUGCUGAUGUCGAGUAUGCGAACAUCGAGACAGUUGACCUCUCUCUCUGGGACAAACCCGGAGGCAAGGCCGAACUCGCGGCGACCGUUGGUCGCGCACUCACCCGUGACGGGUUCUUCUAUGUGAUCAAUCACACCUUUUCUCAGGAAGAGGUUGAUCGUAUCUUCAGCAUUGGACAAGUGCCUUUCGAUGAGGUCCCUGAUGACGAGAAGCACAAGUACGAGGCGAAGAUCAAGGAGAAGGGGACCUUCCGAGGCUACAAGCUCCCGUCAUUCUGGGAGAUCGAGAACGGUGUUCGUGACAGGAUCGAGCAUUACAAUUUUUACAACGAGCGUGGCUCCGUUGGCUCCCCCGACGAGCACCCCACCGCUCUACGUCCGUUCCUCCCAGAAAUCACAGCCUUCCUUGCGCGAAGCCGCGAGCAAAUUUUGCGGCGCAUCCUCGCGCUCAUUUCCCUGCAUCUUCAGCUUCCGGACGAAGACUACCUUUGGCGGUUGCACAAAGCUCCGGAUGGUCGUGAGGGCCGUGACUUGUUCCGCUUCAUGGUUUAUGACCCGCUGCAGGAGGAGGAAGCGAAGCAGACCAACGGAGUGUAUCUGAAGGGUCACACCGACUUCAAUACUAUUUCUAUUCUUUUCUCUCAGCCGAUCACGUCUCUUCAAAUCCUUAUGCCGAACGGAGAAUGGGCAUAUGCGAAGCACCGCCCUAACGGUCUGGUCGUCAACAUCGGCGACCAGCUCUCUCUUCUUUCCGGCGGAGUCCUUCGGGCGACGGUCCAUCGCGUCGUCCGACCGCCUGAGGAUCAGGUUUCCCUUCGCCGUCUCGGUGUCUUCCACUUCGCUCACGCCAUCGAUGACACUCCUCUCCUGCCUCUGUAUGACUCGCCUAUCAUUCGCGAAAAGGGUGUGAACAUAUUCAAGGACAAGGAUCACGUUCCCACUGCAGCAGAAUGGGAAAGUGCGCGCAUCGCCAGUUACGGGGUGGUGGAGUUGAAGAAGGGACAGAAGUGGGAUACGGAGGUCAUUGCAGGCGUUGAAGUCAAGCACUACAAGUGA